UUAAUCCGAUAUACCAGUCUGACCCUAAAACAGCGGUGACGUCAUCACCGGGGUUUAUCGUCUGUAAAGCCGAUGGAUGGAACUUCCACCAGAUCAUAACCAGGUUUUACUGAACUUCACAUAGUUUAACGCGUGGAUGGAAACUCAGCUCCUGUUUUAUUUUAAUUUGCCCGUUAGCGUCAGUCUCAGACACAAAGCAUCUCAUCUUGUCCAAACCGACAUCAGACAUCCCCCCCCAUCUCCCCCUCUCUUUUUUUAUUCCAUCACCCCUCCUCCUCUUCCUCCUCUUCCUCUUCUUCCUCAUCAACAGUCUCUCAAUGACAAGCGUAAAAAGAACCUCUUUUCCCGAAAGUUUCCGUUCUACAAGAGCAAAGACGCGAGCGAGCAGGAGACCAGCGACGUCGACCAACACGUGACGUCUAACGCCAGCGAUAGUGAGAGUAGCUACCGUGGACAGGAGGAGUAUGUCCUGUCGUAUGAACCCGUCACCCGACAGGAAGUGAACUACACCCGCCCCGUCAUCAUCCUCGGGCCCAUGAAGGACCGGAUCAACGACGACCUGAUCUCAGAGUUCCCCGACAAGUUCGGGUCCUGCGUCCCCCGUAAGUCCUCGCGGGACCUCGGCAGGAAGAGAUGGAAUAUGAUAAAAGAGAGAAAGGGAAGAGAGGACGAUACACGCGUUGGCAGAUAA
Molecule: messenger RNA, 691 nt
Organism: Etheostoma cragini (Arkansas darter)
Lineage: Eukaryota; Metazoa; Chordata; Actinopteri; Perciformes; Percidae
Product: disks large homolog 1-like
Exons: 4
Coding region: 137-691 (184 amino acids)
Biological process (GO): chemical synaptic transmission
Cellular component (GO): neuromuscular junction; postsynaptic density membrane; neuron projection
Source: RefSeq, a predicted model, not a curated record